Molecule: messenger RNA, 384 nt
Organism: Pichia kudriavzevii
Lineage: Eukaryota; Fungi; Ascomycota; Pichiomycetes; Pichiales; Pichiaceae
Exons: 1
Coding region: 1-384 (127 amino acids)
Source: RefSeq, a predicted model, not a curated record
AUGUAUCCCUUGUGCUUAAUGUCACUAGAUAAAAGAUUUAUCUCUCAAUUCAAAGAGAACCAAAUUUCAAUCUUCAAACCAUAUUCCAAGUACCCGGGAUCUCAGAGAGACAUUUCCUUUUGGUUACCAAAAACCGAAGAUGGAAAUCUCGUCAAACUUCAUGAAAAUGAUUUGAUGGAAAUUGUUCGUGAAAAUGCUGGAGAUUUGGUUGAAAGUGUCAAAUUAACAGAUGAAUUUGUCCAUCCAAAAACCGGAAAACAUUCUCAAACCUACCGUAUUAAUUAUCAGUCCAUGGACCGUAACAUAACUAACGACGAAGUAAAUGUAAUGAAUGAUAAAACCAGGGAAGAGCUUGUUGAGAAGUUUGGUGUUCAGUUACGUUGA